Molecule: messenger RNA, 1511 nt
Organism: Danio rerio (zebrafish)
Lineage: Eukaryota; Metazoa; Chordata; Actinopteri; Cypriniformes; Danionidae
Source: RefSeq, a predicted model, not a curated record
AAAAACAAUGCUCUUCCCUCGCACUUGCGUAUGUUUUGAUCGAAGACAGAGCCACUUUUGUUGAGGAGACAGUCCGUGCUCUCAGUCUGUCCUGACCUUUGCUUCUGUUAUCGCGUAUUGGGUCGUUCAAACUGUGAAUAGGCGAUCACACAGAUAACAAAGUUUGACAGUUCGUUUAGGGACUGCCGCGUCUGAUACUUGUAUUUUUCACCUGUCUUCAAACCCCAGGUAAUCAUCGCGAGAUUUCACUGACAGGGUUGGUCAAAAUCUCAUGUCGGCGGAAAAAAAGUGGAGUUUUGAUUAGGAAAACCAAAACAAAUGUGAGCAGCGACCUUUAUAAACAAUCAGCUGAAACGAGAUACAAGAGUGAGUGAAACUCAUUCACCGAUACUCAACCACAGGUUACACAAUGAGCCAGCCACCCAGAAACCAGCGUACACACAGAGAGAGAAAUGGUGAAGAGAGAAGACAAAAUGGUGAAAAGAGAGACAGAGACCCCCGCAGUCAACAGGACCGUCCUAGUGACCGACGACCAGGCAAUGAAAGAACCAGAUCAUCUGGCCAGUCCUCAUACCAAACCAGAGGGUCUCAGAGACCUGCGAGGAGCACUUCUCAAAGGGAGCACAUGGAGUCCAAGUGCACUUACAUCUGUUCUAGGAGAGGUAUUGUGUUGAUUUGCACCAUCCUGACCAAUGCCUUGGUGCUCAUCUGCAUAGUGGCUGCCCACAUGUCACAGCUGGGCAUGUCUGCGAUGGGAAUGGGUGGAACAAGCUUCAUUGAUGCUAUCAUUCCUUUCGAGGGGACGGAGCUGCAGACGGUGCGUAAUCUUGACAUGCAGUACGGACAAAUGAGAGCACCUGGAGUCUAUGGAGGCGUGGCCUUCAGCCUCACUUUCGGUGCUCUUUCGCUCCUAUUCGUAGUUUCCAGUGGCAAACCCGCUCACGUGCUUCCACGGAAGCUCCUGAUUGGACAGUUUGCAUUCCAGAUCAUUGGUGCAGUGGCUUACGUGAUUGCGGUGGGUUUGUACCUGCACCUUGUGAUCUCUGUGAACUCAACCGACGUGUGCAUUAUGCGCGAACGACUGUACGCUCGUAACGGAUAUACCUGGAUGAAUUGUAGUGUGAAUGGGGGGGACGCAUCUGUAGCACUGUUUGGAAUCAUAACCGCAAUUCUGUAUGCCGUUGGUGCUGUUUUUACUGCCAAAACAAUCCGGGAUGUCGAUCGUUUUCUUAAGGAGCGUGAUCACUUCGAAGCUGAACAAAGAGAAGAACCCAGAGGUCCUCAGACGAGACCUCUUAAUUCUGACAUUUACAUCUGAGUUGUGGAGCAUAAGCACUAUGGACUGUACAUAAACUGAUUUUAAUUUUGUUUUAUGUUUUUUAGGAUUCUUUUUUACUUUUAGGACUUUUUAUGCGUAUUAGAAUGCAAUUGAUCUCAGGAUUUAGUUAUUAAUAUAGUUUUGUUUUUAAAAAUGUUUUAAUUAAUAAAUAUUGAAUACAGUACAAAAAUGA